Messenger RNA from Zophobas morio, 1270 nucleotides. Its product is annotated as cell division cycle protein 27 homolog. The transcript has 12 exons. Gene Ontology annotation, cellular component: cytoplasm; anaphase-promoting complex. Gene Ontology annotation, biological process: cell division; protein ubiquitination; metaphase/anaphase transition of mitotic cell cycle. Gene Ontology annotation, molecular function: protein binding. Lineage: Eukaryota; Metazoa; Arthropoda; Insecta; Coleoptera; Tenebrionidae. The record is from RefSeq and is a predicted model, not a curated record. The coding region runs from base 317 to 1270 and encodes 317 amino acids.
AGAUGAAGAAACGAAAAAUUCUUCCUUUUUGCUUUCCUUGUGUUAUAAGUUAGCAGGGGAAAUUAAAAUCCUUGAAGGCAGGACCCUUGAAGCUAGUCUAGAUUAUGAAAAUUGUCUCAAGCACGAACGUGUCCAUUUACCCGCAGCUUUUCAACUUUGCCAUCUUGGGAAAAGCAACGUUUGUAAUUUUUAUAAGAAUAACAAGUCGAGUACUAAUUUGAGCGCUCACUCUUUUAGUAUACCUUUUCAGCAGUCCUCUUUGGACAAAGCCAUUCGUCUAUCCGAAAAUACUUUAAAAACUCCUUUAUCGGCCACCAUGAAGGAUAAAGUUUCCUUGCAGCCAAUCAAAAAAAAUAAAGCGCCUUUUGCUAGUAGACGAGUGAAUUUGUUUUCGGAAUCCAGAGUUCCCCGAAAGUUUCUUUUUGGCUCUUGUUCGUCCAUACACGAUAAUAACAAUAAUAAUAAAAUAAACGACAAGCAAAUCUAUAGGAAAAGUGUUGGUACAACUACUAAUACAAGUACCGAAGUGUUGAGUGCGAGUAGCGAUGACCUUUUGAAAGUUAACAGCGAAAACGUGUGGUCCCCUGCACCCGCCUUGAGUCAAUCAUAUCAUCACUCUACACCACGCGAUUCGCCAUGUGACUCGGAGGUUUCCGGCGUCGUGGUCGACUCGCUGGAUGCCCUUCUUCUAGUGAUUGUUGAAGGAACGUUGAAUCUCGGCCUUUACCGUCUGGACGAGGCUAUUAAUAUAUUUCAGCAACUCCCUGCCUCGCAGUACAACACCGGGCUUAUACUCUCCAAAGUCGCCAGGGCGCAUGUGGAGUCUACUAAGUUUUCUAAAGCGGAAGCCGUUUAUGCGGAAGUGCGGAGACUGGCGCCCUAUCAAAUUGAAGGGCUAGACGUCUAUUCGACGGUUCUCUGGCAUCUCCAGAAAAAGAAGGAAAUCACUUUUUUGGCGAGAGACCUGGUGGCGCUGGAGAAGUUUUCUGCAGAAGCAUGGUGCGCGGUAGGAAACUGCUUCAGCGCGCAGGGAGACCAUGAGGCAGCUUUGAAGUUUAUGGAGAGAGCAAUACAAGUAAACCCGAACUUUGCUUACGCGUAUACUCUUCUCGGGCACGAAUACGUCGCAGUAGACGACCUUUCGAAGGCAGCCACGCAUUUCCAGACGGCCGUCCGCUUGGAUCCCCGCCACUACAACGCCUGGUUGGGCCCUCGAACGAGGCGGCGGCUGAAAAUGCUUCACGGAUUGCACAAGAAAAGGCCUUCCUAG